AAAACACCGAGCGACAGCCGUCCAAUCAGCACUCACCUAGGCAACAUCUCUUCCUGGUUGAGUUCCCAUGCUUGAUCUGUGCUUUCCAGAGUCUUCCACGUUUGUUUUCGCAGUUUAAGAGUAAAUACUCUCAUGGCAAAAGACACUAAAAGGAAGAAGUUGAGUUCAGAUGUCAGUGAGGUUCAUGCAGAAGAACAGAUGGACACUAAAAUAAAGAAGAAAAAGAAAAAGAUGGAAGUAGAGGAGGCUCCAGUACAGAUUCCUGAUGUGACAAUCAAAACAGAUGAUAAAGAGAAAAAAACAAAAAAACAGAAGAAAACAAAGAAGACAAAGCAAACUGAGAUUUCGGAUCCACCCUGUCGCCCGGAGGAGACACGCGAACUGGAGGGAGAGGAGGACUUGAGCCCCGAGGAGAGGCGGGUCCUGGAGAGGAAGAUGAAGAAGAUCCUGAAAAAGGAAGAGAAGAAGAGGCUUAAAGCCGAGGGAGAGACCGUAAAGAAGGCCGAAGCAUCUGGACCCACUGCACCUCAGCAUGCCUUAGUUUACCUCACCUGCUGGGCUGAAAACCGCACCGAGUGGAAGUUCCAGAAGACCCGGCAGACGUGGUUACUGCAGCACAUGUUCGACUUUGAGCAGAUUCCAGAUGAGAAGUUCUCCGUGCUGCUCCAGUACCUGGAGGGGCUUCGUGGAACAGCCAAAGACACCACCGUGCAGAAGGCCUUGGCCCUGGUUGAAGAGUCGGGACAGGCACCAGAGGACAAAGCCGUCCAGCAGAGGGCGCACAGAGCCAGAGAAGUUAUCCAGCUGCUCUCCUGAACCCACCACCAUCAAACAAAGGACUUCAUGAAGCCCACUAGAAAGACUGAAACAUGUUUGCUGGUCAGUGGACUGAAUGAUCUCCCCGGUCUCAAGCAAUGUUGUUUUAUAUGUAGUUUUUUUGGACUGGUCCUUUAGGGAAAGGAUGCAUUUUGAUUAAAUUAUCAGUAUUGGUCACAAUUUUUUAUUUUAUUUUGUCUAGGUUACUUUUUGUUCUCAAUUUCUUGUCAUUCUUUGUGUGCAUUAUUGCCAGGUAGUAAUCAGUAACCAAAAUUGUUUUUUUAUAAAGUAUGAAAUCUUUCAUACAAGUUAAUUUUUAUUACAAGCUACACUGUAGCUACUUUUUUCCAACUCCAAAUGUGAAUAAUUCCAGUUUAAGAGAUGUAAAUCCCCCAAAGAUGCAACAGAAAGCUGCGAGACAGCUGCCGGAGUAAAAAGUCUCAGGAAUGUUUGUAGUCGAGACAUGUUUGUGCGUGUCAAAGCCCAUAAUCUGUGAAGUCACUGAUGAGAAUAUCUUUUCUCAUCCACUCCAGGUAUAAGCAUGAUAAACAGUUCUCCUCCUUCUUCCAGCCCAGUAGUUCAUAAUCCAUACGUGUGCGUUUAUGUUUAUCUACUUAUUCAUUCUCAAACUAAAUCUUUCUCCUCACAUUUGUUAAAUGUGCUCAAAAUUCACAUUUCACUUGUGCCCAAAACAGAUAUACAGUAGGGGUCAGGUCAGCUGCAGGCCUCCUGCACUACAAAGGCACAUGUUUUGACUGUUAAUUCAGGUUAUAAUCUUUUCAGGAAGGAAACUGAGUCUCUAUAUGGAAGAGAAGGCUGGAGACAUCACUUCCUGGAUUUAUAAAAAUACACCCAAAUAUAGUACAAUUAAUAUUCCAAAGACACUUAAAAUAAGUUACUUAUACUAUAUCAAGACACAUAAAUAACACUAUAAGCCUGUUAAGAUGUUUUACAUUACUUAUACCUUUUGGUCUGACACGUAUGCACAUAAAAAAUACCAGUUAUAAGUCCUUUUAUUUGUCCAGUUAUA
Sebastes umbrosus (honeycomb rockfish) is the source of this 1846-nucleotide messenger RNA. RefSeq lists its product as uncharacterized. The transcript is spliced from 6 exons. The coding region runs from base 133 to 816 and encodes 227 amino acids. NCBI's taxonomy places the organism in Eukaryota, Metazoa, Chordata, Actinopteri, Perciformes, Sebastidae. The record is from RefSeq and is a predicted model, not a curated record.